Penicillium argentinense is the source of this 1938-nucleotide messenger RNA. Its product is annotated as putative C2H2 finger and ankyrin domain protein. Gene Ontology annotation, molecular function: protein binding. The coding region runs from base 1 to 1938 and encodes 645 amino acids. The record is from RefSeq and is a predicted model, not a curated record. The transcript has 2 exons. NCBI's taxonomy places the organism in Eukaryota, Fungi, Ascomycota, Eurotiomycetes, Eurotiales, Aspergillaceae.
AUGGCUGCCAGUGAUUCUCGGAUCGAGGAGCUCCUCAAGAGACCUCUCUAUGUCUAUGAUCUUCCGCAGGAGCUUCUCGCGACCUUGACCGCGAAAAAUGCGAAUGAAGCAGUCGCCGAACAGACGCCCGAAUCAACACCCCAAGACCUUGAACUCGCGGCGCAGGAGUCUGCGAUCGCAACUUCGACAUCAUGCUCCCUAUGCAAUGUCGCCUACCGUAAUGUCGAAGAGCAGCGCAGCCAUGUCCGAUCCGAUCAGCAUCGAUAUAACUUGAAGGCCCAACUGCGGGGCAACACACCACUGGACGAGGCUCAAUUCAUCAAAGCGAUCGGGGAACUUGAUGAGUCUAUAUCCGGAUCGGAAUCGUCAGAGUCUGAAGAGGAAGAAGCCGAGGGGGAUGCCGACACAACACUCACUGCGUUGCUGAAGCGACAGGCCAAGCUCGCCGAGCCAAACGAGGAGGCGACCACCGUGAAAGGCGGGACAGCCAAGCAGCCACUGUUCUGGCUGUCGAGCUCCGGUAUCCCCUCGAACAAGUCAUUGGGAGUGUACCGGGCAAUCUUUUCGGACGUGGAACAGGAUGAGCCGGGUCACUUGGUGGAAACACUACGGAGAAAACAAUUAGCCCCCGUCAAGGCGCGAACGAACAACGCCCAGGCCCAACAAAGCCCUUCGGAUUCGAGUCCCCACAUGUUCAUGUGCAUGAUUGGUGGUGGCCAUUUUGCCGCUAUGUUGGUAUCACUCGCCCCGGAGCUUCAUCGCAAGCAAGGAGGCGUUGAAGAAAGACAAGCUCGAGUGAUUGCACACAAGACCUUCCACCGGUAUACUACCCGACGCAAGCAGGGUGGAUCUCAAUCUGCCAGUGAUGCAUCGCGAGGUGCUGCCCAUUCGGCCGGUUCUAGUCUGCGUCGCUACAAUGAAGCAGCUCUAGAAAAAGACGUUCGCGAUCUGCUAGCGGAUUGGAAGGAGAUGAUUGAUACCGCUGAGUUGCUGUUUGUCCGAGCUACGGGCAAGACAAACAAGAGGAUUCUUUUCGAGAAAUAUGACAAUCAUGUACUCAAGCAGAAUGAUCCUCGGCUGAGAGGGUUCCCUUUCAACACCCGAAGAGCAACGCAGGGGGAGCUUAUGCGAUGCUUCAAGGAGCUGACCCGUAUCAAGGUCAGUGAAAUUGACGAAGCUGCACUUGCUGCCGCUGCAGCUGCCGAGGCCAAGAAGAAGGAAGAUUCAAAACCAUCAACGCCACGUCCGCAGCCGCAAAAGCCGAAGCUGUCCAAGGAGGAGGAAGAGGCUUUGUUGCAUACCUCGCAAAUUCAAGCUCUCAUUCGCCGCUCCAAGGUCCCUGCCCUGAUGUCCUAUAUCUCAAACAACUCCAUUCCUUCUUCGUUCACAUUCACGCCUGCCGACUCACCUCAGAACUUCCGUUGUCCGACCCCUCUCCAUCUUGCCGCAAACUCGAACGCCCCUGCUGUUGUUGCCGCACUCUUGACAAAGGCCGGAGCAGAUCCAACCUCUAUCAACAACGAGGGACGUACCCCAUUCGAAUUAGCUGGUGACCGUCCGACGCGUGACGCUUUCCGUGUUUCUCGACAUGGGCUGGGUGAAUCGAAAUGGGAUUGGAAUGCCGCCAAGGUCCCGUCGGCUGUGUCUAAAGCAGAUGCUGAUAGUCGCGCCGAGCGAGAGCGCAGGGAUGCCGAGGAGGAAGAGAGUAAGCGUCGCAAGGCUGACCUGGAACGCCUUAAGAAAGAAGAUGCCGAACGAGAAGCCCAUCAGAGGACCAGCAAAGGUGGUCGGACGCUUGGAGCAACAGUGGAAAAGACCGCCGCAGAGAAACGCGAAGAGGAGACUCGAGGCAUGACACCAGAGAUGCGAAUGCGAUUAGAGCGAGAACGACGGGCGAGAGCUGCUGAAGAGCGCUUUCGGAGGAUGCAGGGUAAUUGA